CUACACGAAUUUUCUCUCUUGGAGGCUUGAUAUUUUCUUAGUCACUUUUUUUCUUUUUGUUUUUUGUUUGUUGUGCACACUAUAAAUAGAAGAGGGACCUUUUUUUUAUCUUGAAUGAUAGAAGAAACAGAGAAUUAGGGUUUCAUCUAAUCUGCCAUAGUUAUGGAUCCGCAGGUGGUGGUCGAUAAGAAAUCUGAGGAGCCUGAUCUGAAGCGUCAGAAGCUGGAGGAGGAGGAGGAGGAGGAUUGCGAAGAGAUGUCUUCGUACAGCGAGUCGACGUGUAGUUUCGAUUCGGAAGAUGAACGAUUGGUCGAAGAAGAAUACCAAAGAAGCGGGUAUUACGACUUUGACACCACGAAACAAAGACGCCUUGUGUUUUGCUAUCCUGUUAUCUUCGAGGAUAGUGACGUUGCUCAUAAACCCGAAACCGACGGAGAUUUGGUUCAUAGAUUAUCCAAGAUUGCUCUUCAGAAAUACAAUGAUGAUAAGCUGGAAAAUCUUGAACUUGUGAGAGCUGUCAAGGCUAAUCGGAAAUAUGGAGCCGGAUUCAUUUUCUACAUCACCUUCGAGGCCAAGGAUGCUAAUUCUCACACUGACCCCAUUACUUUUCAAGCUGCCGUUCGCUACCUUCGAGGGAUUGAAACGGUCUACCGUGUCCACCCUAAACCAUUAUUAGAUUCGUAAGCUCUAAAAUUUUCCCAUCCUACUAAGUUUAAGUUGUUAUUGAUAUGUGUUUUGGUAAAAUCUUGUUUUUUUUUGUGUGUUUACUGUUUAGGACCAAGUAGUGGCAGAUGUAACGGGAUGUUCCUUUGUAUAAUGACAUUCUACUCAACUUUCUAUUUAUCUGCAAACUUCUUUACCGUUUCUGGGAUAAACUUAUGCAUCUUUUACUCUCGUACCAUUAAGCUGUGUGUAUCUUUAACUUCUAUUGCGACAAGUUGUUUACUUUGUUUUGUAAAGAUUUUU
Messenger RNA from Arabidopsis thaliana (thale cress), 966 nucleotides. RefSeq names its product Cystatin/monellin superfamily protein. The transcript is spliced from 2 exons. Bases 163 to 684 code for a protein of 173 amino acids. The record is from RefSeq and is marked reviewed. Lineage: Eukaryota; Viridiplantae; Streptophyta; Magnoliopsida; Brassicales; Brassicaceae.